CGAGGGUUUUUUAGGGCAAAAACUACUUUUAUUCUUCACUUCACUACUGACCGAUCUCACUGUGAUUUCCAUUUCAUAUGUCGAUCUGAGAGCGACAGUGUUAGAUAUUGAUAAAAAUGGCGUUAGCAUUUGAUGAAUAUGGCCGGCCGUUCAUCAUAUUAAGGGAACAAGAAAGUAAGAGCAGGUUAAGGGGUUUAGAUGCUCAGAAGGCCAAUAUUUCCGCCGGCGUAGCCGUUGCUCGCAUCCUCCGCACGUCACUUGGUCCUAAAGGCAUGGAUAAGAUGCUCCAGAGCCCCGAUGGCGACAUUACUAUAACCAAUGAUGGGGCAACAAUCUUGGAGCAGAUGGAUGUUGACAAUCAAAUUGGAAAACUGAUGGUUGAGCUAUCACGGAGUCAAGAUUAUGAGAUUGGCGAUGGGACAACUGGAGUUGUUGUUAUGGCUGGUGCGCUUUUAGAACAGGCUGAGCGGCUAUUAGAACGUGGUAUUCAUCCCAUUCGUGUUGCAGAAGGCUUUGAAAUAUCUUCGAGGAUUGCUGUUGCUCAUUUGGAACAAAUAGCACAUAAAUUUGUGUUCAGUGCCACAGAUACAGAACAAUUGGUUCAAACGUGUAUGACUACCUUAUCAUCUAAGAUUGUGAAACGAUGCAAGCGCAGUUUGGCUGAGAUUGCUGUAAAGGCAGUCAUGGCUGUGGCUGACUUAGAGAGGAAGGAUGUUAACUUAGACCUCAUUAAGGUGGAGGGGAAAGUAGGUGGGAGACUGGAGGAUACAGAGCUUAUUCAUGGAAUUCUUGUUGACAAAGAUAUGAGUCAUCCACAGAUGCCAAAGCAAAUAGAAGAUGCCAAAAUUGCCAUCUUGACUUGCCCGUUUGAGCCUCCAAAGCCAAAGACCAAGCAUAAGGUUGACAUUGAUACAGUUGAGAAGUUCCAAACUUUACGUCUGCAAGAGCAGAAGUAUUUUGAUGACAUGGUUCAGAAAUGCAAGGAUGUUGGUGCCACAUUAGUUAUUUGCCAGUGGGGCUUUGAUGAUGAAGCAAAUCACUUAUUAAUGCACAGAAACUUGCCUGCUGUGAGAUGGGUUGGUGGUGUAGAACUGGAGCUUAUAGCAAUAGCUACUGGUGGUAGAAUUGUUCCCAGGUUCCAGGAGUUGACACCUGAAAAGCUAGGCAAGGCUGGUCUGGUUAGAGAAAAAGCAUUUGGUACAACAAAAGACAGGAUGCUUUAUAUCGAGCAUUGUGCAAACUCAAGGGCUGUAACCAUAUUUAUUCGCGGGGGUAACAAGAUGAUGAUAGAGGAGACCAAGCGCAGCAUCCAUGAUGCAUUAUGUGUUGCAAGAAACCUCAUUCGCAAUAAUUCCAUUGUAUAUGGUGGUGGUGCGGCAGAAAUUUCAUGUUCAAUUGCAAUCGAAGCAGCUGCAGAUAAAUAUCCAGGAGUUGAGCAGUAUGCUAUCAGGGCUUUCGCAGAUGCUUUGGAUUCCGUCCCCAUGGCUCUAGCGGAAAACAGUGGUCUGCAACCCAUCGAAACACUCUCUGCAGUGAAAUCGCAACAAAUUAAGGACAACAAUCCUUGCUGUGGUAUAGACUGCAAUGACAUUGGCACAAACGACAUGCGUGAACAAAAUGUAUUUGAAACCUUGAUCGGGAAGCAACAGCAGAUGUUGCUUGCCACACAAGUCGUAAAAAUGAUCUUGAAGAUCGAUGAUGUGAUCUCCCCAUCUGAAUAUUGAUGCCAAGGUACCUGAAUUUUUGCUCUGAUGUACAACAAUGCCACAUUGUAGUGCGUCUAAAAACAGUUCUUUUCUAAUUCAGUGCUGGAAAACCCCUUCAGGUAUCAGGGUUGCUGUACACACUCUUUUUGCAGUGAUUUUGUGGGUUUUCGGCUACUUUCAUGCUUUUCUUUGAUUCUUGUAAUUUACGGAUUGGUCUAAUGGUAACGAACUAGUCUUUAUAACCUUUGAUUAUGGGUUCGAGCGAGUUGAUGGGAUGGACCAUAAUGUUGUC
Messenger RNA from Cynara cardunculus var. scolymus (artichoke), 1998 nucleotides. RefSeq names its product T-complex protein 1 subunit epsilon-like. The coding region runs from base 117 to 1724 and encodes 535 amino acids. The record is from RefSeq and is a predicted model, not a curated record. Gene Ontology annotation, molecular function: ATP-dependent protein folding chaperone; ATP hydrolysis activity; ATP binding. NCBI's taxonomy places the organism in Eukaryota, Viridiplantae, Streptophyta, Magnoliopsida, Asterales, Asteraceae. The transcript has 9 exons. Gene Ontology annotation, cellular component: chaperonin-containing T-complex. Gene Ontology annotation, biological process: protein folding.